AUCUUUUCAAUCAGGGAGUGUGUGGAAAAUAGUGCCAACAAAGAUGGCACUCAGUCAGGACACUUUGGUGGUGAUGAUGCUACUACAUGGAGUAAUGGGCACCAUGAUCAAGCUCAACAAAGGUGGCUUUGAAGACAUUGUUAUUGCAAUUAACCCAAUGAUACCUGAAGAUGACAAAAUUGUUACCAGCAUAAAGGAUAUGGUUAAAGAAGCAUCCACUUAUCUUAUCACUGCUACGGAACAAAGAUUUUACUUUAAGUCUGUAAAAAUUAUAAUUCCAUUGACAUGGACACCUAAAGCCGAGUAUAAAAGAAUAACAAGAGAAUCCUAUGAAAAAGCCGAUAUCAUAGUAGCCAAUCCUUACUUGAAAUCUGGAGAUGAUCCCUACACCUUGCAGUAUGGCGAUUGUGGGAUGCCAGGUCGAUACAUUCAUUUCACGCCAAAGUUCCUGACAGAUAACAGUUCACAUAAUGUUUAUGGCUCUCGAGGCAGAGUCCUUGUCCACGAGUGGGCUCAUCUCAGAUGGGGUGUUUUUGAUGAAUAUAAUUAUGAUGCUCCUUUCUAUGUUUCUGAGGAAAAGACAGUUGAGGCAACAAGAUGUUCAGCUAAUGUCACUGGUAUAUACCUAUUUCCAACUGGACCAGGACAACACAGAGAUUGCAAAUUUCAGUAUGGCACUCAGAUGUAUGAACCUGGAUGUCAGUUUAUACCACAUAAAUCCCAAAGCACUCCAGUGUCUAUAAUGUAUAUGCAAAGUCUGUCUUCUGUUACUAUGUUCUGUAAUAAAAGCAAUCAUAAUAUCAAAGCAACAAAUAUGCAAAACAAAUUGUGCUCAUAUAAGAGUACGUGGGAAGUAAUUAUGAACUCCACUGACUUUGCCAAUUCAUCUAUACUAAAUACUCCUCUGCCUGACCUGACUAUCACCUUGUUGCAAACACAUGACAGAGUCGUCUGUUUAGUGCUUGAUGUUUCUGGAAGCAUGAGUGAGUAUAAUCGUAUUGGUCGCCUAAAGGAAGCUGCUGAAUUGUUCCUCCUUCAGAUAAUUGAAACUGGUUCCUGGGUUGGAAUUGUAACAUUUCAAAGUGCUGCCAACGUUAAGACUGGCUUGCGACAGAUUGUCAGUGACAACGUCCGCAAAGAUCUUGUGAAAUAUUUGCCUACCACAGCUGGUGGAGGAACUAACAUUUGUGCUGGAGUGCUUGAAGGAUUUCAGGUGUUUAGAUCAAAAUAUCAAAGUACUGAAGGGUGUGAAAUUGUGCUCUUGACAGAUGGAGAAGACUCAGGAAUACGAUUUUGCUUUGAUACAGUUAAAAGUAGUGAAUCAAUAAUUCACACCAUUGCGUUGGGGCCAAGUGCUUCAAAAGACCUAGAAAUGCUGUCAAACAUGACAGGAGGAUUAAAAUUUGCUGCCACUGAUAGUUUGGAUUCCAAUGGCCUGAUGGAUGUUUUCAGUGGAAUUUCAUCAGGAAGUGGAAAUAUUUCUCAACAGUCUAUUCAGAUUGAAAGUAAAAGUCACAAGGUCGAUGCCAAGAGAUUUCUUACUGGUACUGUAUUCAUCGAUUACACUGUAGGAAAUGAUACUUUUUUUGUUGUUACAUGGAAAGAAAGCAAACCUAGAAUUCUUCUGACGGAUCCAAAAGGAAAAACAUAUGAUGAAUACAAUUUUGCAGUUGACAGCACCAAUCAUAAAGCAGCUCGGCUUAAGAUUAAUGGGACCGCAGAGGUGGGAGAUUGGUCUUACAUACUUUUCAAUGAACACUCAGGGGCUCAGGUGCUAACAAUCACAGUAACUUCCCGACCGGCAUCUCUAACGGAACCUCCAGUAAUUGUGAAGUCCUACUUGAGCAGAGAUGCAAAUGCUUUUCCCAACCCAAUCAUUAUUUAUGCAGAAGUCAGUCAAGGACUUUUGCCAGUACUUGGUGCAAAUGUUACGGCCACAGUUGAAUCAGACUCAGCAAGUGAAGAGCUAGAGCUUCGGGACAAUGGGCUUGGUGCAGAUAUUAUCAAGAAUGAUGGAAUCUACUCAAGAUACUUCACGUCAUUCAAAGAAAAUGGUAGAUACAGCAUAAAGGUACAUGCCCAAGGGAGAGAUAGGACCAGCCGACAAACCCACCGACAGAAUCAAGCUCUAUAUGUCCCAGGCUACGUAGAAAAUGGUGAAAUAAAAAUGAAUGAACCAAGACCAGAAGCCAGUGACAAUGAUACCCAAGCAAACCUUGGAAAAUUCAGCAGAAUUGCUUCAGGAGGUUCUUUUGUAAUGUCAGGAGUGCCUCCUAAUCCUCCAGAUCACUUUCCACCAUCUCGAGUCACUGAUCUUGAAGUAAAACUCAAUGGUGAGGAUGGAUUCCUUUUGUCAUGGACGGCUCCUGGAAAUGAUUAUGAUAAAGGAAAAGCUGAAAAAUAUGAAAUAAAAAUCAGUGGAAAUCCUGCAGAGUUAAGAGAUACUUUUCACAGUGCUAUUUCUGUGAACACAUCUGAUCUGAAACCUGAUGUUGCUGGGGUCAAGCAGUCCUUUCAGUAUAAAUUGGAAAACUUCACAAACGAAAAUGGCACCACAGUUUACUUUGCCAUUCGUGCCACUGAUGGCAGCAACAAUGUUGGAGAAGUAUCUAAUAUAGCAAGAGCAGUUGUGCUUCUUCCUCCAUUUUUCUCUACUCCUCCCAGUCCAACCGAUACUUAUAGCUCUACUCGUCCCAGACCAACCGAUACUUAUAGCUCUACUCGUCCCAGACCAACCAAUACUUAUAACUCUACUCGUCCCAGUCCAACCGAUACUUAUAGCUCUACUCGUCCCAGACCAACCAAUCCUUAUAACUCUACUCGUCCCAGUCCAACCGAUACUUAUAGCUCUACUCGUCCCAGACCAACCAAUCCUUAUACCACAAACGCCACUGUUAGUGUGGAAGUUCCCAAUAAUGAAAUCAACCAUGGGAUAAAUAAUGUGACUUUAAUUGUUAUCAUAGUAUGUGCUGCUCUAAUUAUUAUUUGUGGUUGUAUAUGUAUAACUAUUUGUGUUUUAUAUAAGCAAAAAAAAGUAAAUCCUGAAACUGUAAUGUAAGAAGUAGGAAUUCAAAACAAUAGAAUGGAAAGAGAAAUAAACACAAUCUGUGCUAGUUAUGUGGACUUUCAACACACCUCUCUGUAAGUAUGUGUAUUCUGAAGAUCAGUUAAUAUUCUCUGUCAUAGACAUAGAUUUCUGCAGUACAUUGAUUUUAAUUCUAAAAGGAAAGGAAGUUGAGUCACACUCCUCAGCCUUUAUUGGAAGAGGUGAGUCAAAAUAAAAGCAAGUUAGAAAUACGUAACAGCCAUAUAUUUUUCCAUAUACUUUCAUUACAGUAUUUGCACUACUCCAUUUACCUACUCUUUCUUUUACCUUUACUGUAAAAUUAACAUCUAGCCAAUCUAAAAUUGUUUAGCAACCUCAAUGGCAGCAUUACUAAUUUCUUCUAUACUAAUUAAUGAGAUUAAGUUCUAUGUUGGUAUUAGGUUACAAUGAAAUUACUGUAAUUGAGUCUGGUUCAGCUUUACACUAAAAGUCUUUUUUUUCCUGAGACAAGAAAGAUUAAAUCAACUUUCCUCAGACAGCUGCUACUUAGGUGGACUUGUUGAAUGGCUAAAGUGGCUACUUAUUAGAAAUUAGGGUUUUUUACAGUCCAAGGAAUCUGGAAGCAACAAGUUGGGGAUUUGGGGUGAAGUAAUUGAAGAACAAUGAGAUUUAUACCCAAUUCAGUAAAAUUGCCAAAUGCCGAUGUAUUAUAUUGUACCAUAAUGUUCCACACUGCAAGUUUAACUAUAGUGGAAGAUAGCCUAGCAAUUCUGGAAGAUGGCUACCAACAGGGGCAAAAUUGCUUUUCCAGUAUAUGAGUAUCAAGACUCAUGUGUCAAAAUACAUUUUUUUAACGCACAUGUUUAGUAGGGACAUAUUUUAGAAGAAUCAUUUGAGGGAAGACUUAAAUCUCCCAGCAUCACUGUGUGUUCUUAAUCAAACAUUGGACCCACAAGCCUACUGAAAGAUAACGAAACAAGAGAUAUCAGCUGCCUGCUAGGUAAUUAAUGUAAUAUUUAGUUUUACACACAGUGACAAUCCAGAUACUCCAAUCCUGGGUUCAGCUGGGCAGAAAAGCAUGAGAAAUUCUAGAUUAAAAAAAAAAAGGACCCCCUCCUCUGGCCACUUCAUAAAUGAAUGGGUUCAUUCUGGAAUUAGCCAAAUAGAUUUGAGGGACAGGGCCACGUUCUUAGGACUGAAACCUUAAUAAAACUUUUGAAAACAAA
Candoia aspera is the source of this 4272-nucleotide messenger RNA. Its product is annotated as calcium-activated chloride channel regulator 1-like. Lineage: Eukaryota; Metazoa; Chordata; Lepidosauria; Squamata; Candoiidae. The transcript has 14 exons. Gene Ontology annotation, cellular component: plasma membrane. Gene Ontology annotation, biological process: chloride transport. The coding region runs from base 44 to 3058 and encodes 1004 amino acids. The record is from RefSeq and is a predicted model, not a curated record. Gene Ontology annotation, molecular function: intracellularly calcium-gated chloride channel activity.